UCCAAGAUGGCAGCUGCCGCCAGAGGCGCCUCCUGAAUCGCGGGCCCCGGAGCCAUGAAGCGGGCGAGCGAGCGGGAUUCCAGCCCGGCGGGGUCCGGGGGGACGCGGGGCGCCUCCUCGGCCAAGAGGCCCCGCGAGCGGGAGCGCGAGAGCGGCGGCGCCAGCGGCGGAAGCAGCAGCCGGCGGGGCCCGCACCGGAGCUCGGGCGCCUCCUCCUCGUCGUCGUCCGCCUCCGCCUCCGCCUCAUCGCGCAGCGGCCGGGACAAGGCGGCGGCGGGAGGCUCCAGCUCGCGCAGCCACCGCGGGGAAGAACGGCCCGGAGGCGACUCCAAUCACCGCGGCGCCGCCUCGUCCAGCGCUAGGAGCAGCAGCAGCAGCAGCCAAGCCGCCUCCGCCGCGGCACCGCCGCCCCCGUCCUCCUCCUCGUCGUCGUCUUCUUCGCGGGCGCUGGGGGCCGCCAAGGCCAAAGUGCCUCUGGCCGCCGUGGUCGCCCCAUCUUUGCUGCUGGGCGGGCCUUCGGCGGUGGCCGCGCCGUCACUGCUUUUGGCGCCGGGGCUCGGACUGACGGCCGGGGUGGGGCUGGCCGGGGAUCCCCCCGGCUCCAGCGAGUACAAGACCCUGUUGGUGAGCGGCCUGGGCCCGGCCCUCCCGGACCAGCUUCUGGAGGAUGGGCUGUUCCGCCAGUUCCAGAGGUUCGCUAGCGGCGGCGCCAGUGACAUUAGCGUCAAGCUCUCCCAUACCCCCGAGCUCGGCCGCGUUGCCUAUGUCAACUUCAGGCACCCGGCGGACGCCCGAGAUGCUCGAAGGCAUGCCAGAGCCCGACAGCUUCUCCUCUACGAUCGCCCCCUCAAGGUGGAGCCUGUGUACCUGCGAGGGGGCAGACGAAGCCGCACGCCCCCACCUACCCCGUCCCCUGAACCCAUGGCUUUCCUGCCCCCAAUCCAUGGUGUUUAUCCUUAUAAACAGAGAUCACUUUCUCCUGUUGCCACCCCUUUGCUGAGAGAGCCCAGACCACGACAUGCUGCCGCUGCAGCCUUUGCCUUGGAAGCUGUUGCCUUGGGUCUCUCUCGGGAGCGGGAGAGAGUGCUGGAUUACUAUGGACUGUACGACGAGCGCGGCCGUCCCUAUGGCUAUCCCAUAGUGGCUGAAGAGGAUCUUAAGCCAGAGGAUGAUCAAAGAGCGACUCGUAAUCUCUUUAUUGGCAAUCUGGACCACAGCGUCUCUGAGGUAGAACUGAGGCGUGCUUUUGAAAAAUAUGGCAUCAUUGAGGAAGUGGUGAUCAAGCGCCCUGCAAGGGGCCAAGGUGGAGCCUAUGCCUUUCUAAAGUUCCAGAAUCUGGACAUGGCACAUCGAGCCAAGGUUGCCAUGUCUGGCCGGGUUGUUGGCAGGAACCCUAUCAAAAUUGGGUAUGGGAAAGCCAACCCCACAACCCGACUUUGGGUGGGUGGUCUUGGUCCAAGUACUUCCCUAGCUGCCCUUGCUAGGGAAUUUGAUCGCUUUGGAAGCAUUAGAACUAUUGACUAUGUGAAAGGGGACAGUUUUGCCUACAUUCAAUAUGAAAGUUUAGACGCUGCCCAGGCUGCCUGUGCACAAAUGAGGGGCUUCCCUUUGGGUGGGCCAGACAGGAGACUUCGAGUGGAUUUUGCCAAAGCUGAGGAGGCACGCUACCCUCAGCAGUAUCAACCUGCACCACUGCCUGUACCCUAUGAAUUGCUACCUGAAGGCUACAGCAGGCACAGGAGUCUAGAGCAAGACUUAAGGGUGAGAGACAGGACUCCUCCUCAUCUCCUCUACUCAGACCGGGAAAGGGGCUUUUUAGAGGCUGAUUGGACCAGCCCUGUCAAAAAUGCAGAGCGCAGAAAUAAUUUGGAGACCUACAGUCAGUCCGCACGCAGCCGAAGUGGAGAACGCUGGGGCAGCGAUAGUGACCGAAGCGUGCUCAAACCAUGGGAGGAAAGGCGUAAACGCCGUAGCCUUUCCAGUGACCGAGGUAGAACUGCCCAUUCGCCAUAUGAGGACAGAGGCAGAACAAAACCUGGUGGGCCAGCUUUAGAUCGCAGCCCAGAGAGGGCUCGGAAGGAGAACCACACCACAGAGUCUGCCACGGAGAAAGAGCAGAAUAACUCCCUGCAGAACAACCGCCAUGCAUCAGAGGAGAAGCCUCACCGUGAAACAUCUGAUCUUCAGCCUAAGAAAAGGGACAGCGAACGCAAUCAUCGAACUGCUGAGGCUGAAUCAAAGACUCAUGAAGAGUCCAAAUCUGAAACAAAGAAAUUAAAAAGCUUAUCAGAUUAUGCCCACACGCUGCAGCUUGCCUGGAAUGGGCUACUUGUCCUGAAAAACAGCUGCUUCCCUACAUCUAUGCACAUCCUUGAAGGCGACUUGGGGGUUAUCAAUGGGCUUCUGAAAGACCACUUGUCUGGUGGAAAGCUCACGCAGCUCAAGAUUGCCCAGAGACUUCGGCUUGACCAGCCCAAGCUGGAUGAAGUAACUCGACGUAUCAAGCAAGGAAGCCCUAAUGGCUAUGCUGUGCUGCUGGCUACCCAGACUGCUCAAGGAGCAAGCACUGAAGGGGCCGUCCCUGUGGUAGAGCCUGGCUUGCAAAGACGGCUUCUCAGGAAUCUGGUCUCUUACUUGAAACAAAAACAGGCUGCUGGGGUGAUCAGCCUUCCUGUGGGAGGGGCGAAGGGUAAAGACAGCACAGGCAUGCUUUAUGCUUUCCCUCCUUGUGAAUUCUCUCAGCAGUACCUCCAGUCCGCACUAAGAACAUUGGGAAAGUUAGAAGAAGAGCAUAUGGUGAUAGUGAUAGUCAAAGACACUGCCUAGUAUUUACUCUCUGUCUCCUCUCUUUCCUCCCUCUUUGCUGAUUCCAUAUUUCUUUGUAUCUCACACAGCCUGGUUGCUUUUAAGGCCAAUUUCUUUGAGCGAGGCUCCAAAAGUCCUCCAAAAAAAUUCUACAAUUUAAUUAGUUUCUAAUUUUAAUACCAUUUUAAUCCCAUUUUGUUUUAAUAUGUGGCACUGUCUGCUGUGUUCUUAUUUUUUAAAUGUAUGAAAAGUUGUCAGUAAAGCCUUGUUCACUGAUGGAUUUUUAA
This is a messenger RNA of Zootoca vivipara (common lizard), 3092 nucleotides long. RefSeq names its product RNA binding motif protein 15B (gene RBM15B). Gene Ontology annotation, molecular function: RNA binding. Lineage: Eukaryota; Metazoa; Chordata; Lepidosauria; Squamata; Lacertidae. The record is from RefSeq and is a predicted model, not a curated record.